This is a messenger RNA of Heterobilharzia americana, 6655 nucleotides long. NCBI's taxonomy places the organism in Eukaryota, Metazoa, Platyhelminthes, Trematoda, Strigeidida, Schistosomatidae. The record is from the annotation of a GenBank genome assembly.
ACAUAGGUUCAUUGCUUUGUGUUUAGUGGCGGUGUACUUGAGUUUGGUGCUAUUCUAUUUGAGUUUCACAUGUGUCGCGUCGUCUUAGCGUUUCGGGAUAAUUACUUCCGAAUUUGCCUGCAUCUUACUACGAAAAGGACAUUAUCUUUCGGUAUUUACUGAUGUUUCAAGCUUUUUCACACGCGAUCCUGUUUAAUCUAUUUCUACUAAAAUUUAUAUCAAUGGAUUCUAAUAUUUCUCAUUCACCAAUCUUGUCAUGAUGCCUGACCGUUCUUAUAGUCAGGCAAACAGUUCAGUUGACGAUAGCCACGUGAUAUCAAACGCGGCUAGUUUUUGUGAACUGAGUGACCAUGUCUGCGCUGCUGACAAUAAUCUUAGUCGUUUAUCACCACCAUCUGCUACAUUUCUAAUUCAUGGUUCAGAGACGCCUCAUCAUGCUCCUGCUCCUCCUGUCCGGUCUUCAAGCACACUACGAAAAAAGGAUAAAACUGUUUUGCCUCCAUCAAAACCUUUACCAACUCCACCAGGGAAAGAAGAAAAGAAGAAAAAAAAGAAGGUGAAAAUGUUUCGAUUUCCUAAAUUUGGUCGAUCAGAGAAAACUGAACCACAAAUUUCUGGUCCAACUGAAGUUACACAUAACCUUCAUGUAGCAUUCGAUAAAUCAACAGGAGAAAUUAAGGGUCUUCCGAUGUCCUGGCAAAUGCUUCUAACAGCAUCAAAUAUAUCACGUACAGAACAAGAAAAGAAUCCAGAAAUUCUUCUUGGUGUACUUCAAUGCUUUGAUGAAUCAGCUAAACAGAAAGAUAAAUAUAUGACAAAUGUAUCUGUUCUUACAAACUCAUCUGGAUCUAUUGAAUCUAUGAAUUCCAACUCUCGUUCUUGUUCCGUUUCCUCUCAAAGUAUACAAAUAGCUCCGGGUCAUUGUGAUAUUGGCUGUUUGCAUUCAACCGCUUACCCAUCUGGUGUAUUCAACUCUACUACAUCAGUAUCUGUACCUAUUUCUGGUGAAGACAAUAAUUUAAUUAUGUCAAUGGCUGAAACUAGUCUGACAGGAAUAGCAAUCAGUUCCAGUGGUCUUCCGGCAACAACACAUUCUUGUGCCGGUAGCAAUAGCAGUGGUCGUGGUAGUAGUUGUACUACAAAUAGUGGAAGUGUCGGUGGUCGAGGUGUAAGCGGUGGUGUCCCGAAUGGUUUGAGUGCUGCAAGCUUAGUAGAAUUAACUUCUAAUCAUACUCAUGGAUGUCCUUUGGGUCCUGGUAGAAGAACAAGCACAGGAGGAGCAGUAUUUUCAGGUGGUAUUAGCCCAACUUGUACAUUCGGUGGACGUGCAAGUGGUUCAACGAUCCCUGAAAUGUCCCCUGCUCUUGGAAAUCAUAGAGGUAUCAAUGAUGCAGGAGAUAUUGCACGUUCUGGACCAGAUCCCUUGAUAUCAGCCAACUCAGGAACUCUGACAAAUGGACAAUUUCUUAACCAUGGCCAUCAUGUAAGAGACACACAUCUUGUAGGUGAUAGUCAUAAUGGUCAUGCAGCAGUCUCUGUACCGAUUUUCCCAAUGACAUCUGGUGUUAGUCUUGGUGGACUUAGCAGUAGCCGUAGUAGUGGUUGUUCACUAUCCUGUUCUGGUGCUAGUGGUAAUGUUAGUAUUUCUGGUUUAACAAAUUCAAUCAGUAUGACUGGACAACUUUUUGGCGGUACAAAUAGUAGUGGAAGUAGUCCUACAAGUGUGUUGCCUCCUACUAUGAUACCAUCUCAAACAACUGUAUCGUAUAAUAAUUGUUGUUCAUUUGGAUCUUAUCCGUCAUCAUCAUCAUCUCCACCACCGCCUGUUCCACCUCAUGCAACUGUUGUAAUGAAGAAUUUAGAAUUUUCUGAAAUUGGCAGUAUUAAAGAAGAAGGUACCUUACGACAUACCUCUUCAUUUCAUAAUACAAUCCCUCAAUCAUCAAUAAGUAUAUUGUCUCAAGAAGAUUUAUUAGUUCCAGAAUCAUGUAUGAUGGUAGGCGGUUCUUCUUCUGAUGAAGAAGACGAUGAGGAUGAAGAACACGAACAAGACGAAGAUGAUGAAGAAGGCGAAGUAGUAGACAAUGAAGAGGAUAGCGAGAAUGAACAAAGUGAAUUGAGCAAUAACGAGAUAACUACAUCUCAAGUUACUGUAGAAUGGAUGACAAGCAGUGAAACUGGAAGCAAUUUACCUACUCCAAUGACUAUGUCAAAGGACUCAGAAUAUGCCAUUUCAUCAAAUGAAACUUUCGAAAAUCGAAACGGUCUAUCCACCUCAAAUCGAACAACUUCAAGUGCUGCUGCUACUACUACUACUGCUGCUGAAUAUGUGAAUGUUAAUUUAUCGGAUUUCGAUAAUGGGACAACAAAAAUUCAACCAAUUACUUCUGAACGAGUUAUCCCACCAGCUGUUCCCGUCAAACCUCAAGGUUUAACUCAGGUGUUUCGUAUACAGCAACAGGUUAAAAUGCAACCAUCAUCCAAUUCCUCUUUACCACGACAAACUAAUAAAAUCAAUGAUUCUACUUCUGUUAAUACAGCACCAAUAACUGCUGCUGUCGAAGAUGUAAUAAAAUCAACUACACCAAGUGCACCAAGACGUCGUACAGGGAAUCAUCGGUUAACUGAUCAACAAGUUCACGAUAAACUAAGAGCUAUUGUCAGCAAAGGAGAUCCUUAUCAGAAAUAUCGUAUGGUGGAUAAAAUUGGGCAAGGUGCAUCUGGUGUUGUAUAUAGUGGAUAUGAAAUGUCAACUGGCAAUUUAGUCGCCAUUAAACAAAUGAAUUUAUCUCAACAACCUAAAAAAGAAUUGAUCAUCAAUGAAAUUCUAGUCAUGAAGGCUAAUCGUCAAGCGAAUAUUGUAAAUUAUCUAGACAGUUACUUGGUAUCUACUUCAAUCUCUUCCAGUAUGGAUUCUCAUCAUAUGAAUAGUUCAAAUGUUAAACACCAACAGAAUUAUAAUGACAGUCUGAAUUCAUCAAUAAUUAAUUCAGGCAAUUCAUCAAAAGGCGAAGAAUUAUGGGUUGUUAUGGAGUAUUUAGACGGAGGUUCACUUACUGAUGUUGUCACAGAGACGUGUAUGGAAGAAGGACAUAUUGCAUCAAUAUGCAGAGAAAUUCUAUGUGCACUUGAAUUUCUACAUGCAAAUCGUGUAAUUCAUCGUGAUAUCAAAUCAGAUAAUAUUCUUCUCGGUAUGGAUGGAUCUGUAAAACUUACUGAUUUUGGAUUUUGUGCACAAUUAAGUAAUGAUGGAACAAAGCGUUCAACUAUGGUUGGUACACCAUAUUGGAUGGCACCAGAAGUUGUUCUACGUAAACAAUAUGGUCCAAAAGUGGAUAUAUGGUCGUUAGGAAUUAUGGCUAUUGAAAUGGUUGAUGGUGAACCGCCUUAUCUAAAUGAAAAUCCUGUUCGAGCUCUAUAUCUAAUUGCUACUAAUGGUAAACCGGAAAUUAAAGAACGAGAUCGUUUAUCCAGUACAUUUCUUAAUUUUCUUGAUCGUUGCUUAGAAGUGGACGUUGAACAAAGAGCUACAGCAACUGAAUUAUUACAACAUCCGUUUAUAUGUCGAUGUGCUAAACCUCUGAGUUCUUUAGUUCCAUUGAUCAAUUUAGCCAGAGAACAAAGUAACCGUCGUUUUAUUAGAUAAACAAGAAGAAGAAGAAGAAGAAAAGUUGUAAACCAAUACAUUUGUGUAUAUUAUUCAUAUAUGUUGCUGUUAAUCUCUAUACAUCUAUACUUUACUUUACAAUUGAGCACACCAACCAUUAAUAAUACAAUAUGACUUGAAUACAUUUUAAAUGAUGUACACAUAAAGGUGAAAUUGUCUAAUCAAUUUUAACCUCUAUAUGGUUCUUUCUUUAUAAGUUUUUUUUUAAAAAAAAAGUUUAUUUUAAUCUGCGUUUAUUUCUUGCAAGUCGUAAUCAUUUCUCAUUAUAUAUAUUUUUUCUAAAUAUUAUAAACACAUCAACUCUUUGUACAUUUCAAAUUGUAUCUUUACUGCAAAUUGAGGUGUGUGUGUGUGUGUACUUGACACCUUUUUUUAUAUUAUUCCUUUCUCUGUUUGUUUUUAUUCCACUUGACGCUAAUUAUUCUCUAAUUUUAUAUUCCCCUAUAUUAUUUGUUUUAAUGUGUGAGUAGAAAAAGAAUGAUCUGUAAAAUUGUAUGAGAUCAGAUACACCUUGAAGAAUACAAAUUAUGCCUGUUCAACUAUUGUCAACCAAUGAAAUCAGUAUAAUUCAAAUACCAUACUAUUGGUUAUCACAGCAGUUUUUAAUUUAUUAAAUGGGUUCAGUUAGAAAUUCACCUUUUUUUUUCUUCAUCUUUAUGACUCAUUGUUGUGAAGUUUCAGUAUUGUUCAUUUUUAACUGAAAAUUUAACAUGGAUAUUUUUCAAUCGAUUUAUAUAAUAAUAUGUGGUAGGUAAACUCUUAUGUUAUUGCUUUACUACUACUACCACUACUACUACUACUGCUACUAUUUACGUUUGAUUUGUAUUCUUUUAAGUUGAUGAAGGUGUUCAAUUGGUUCGUCUUGUUUUCUUAAAUAUCUUCAGGUUUUUGUCAUUAUUCAUGAUUAUACAAAAAUGUGAAAGUGAUAGUGGAAUUAAAAUAUUUUUUUGUGAAAAAAAAAGAGAAAGCAAAAAAGAAAAAAAUACUUAAGCGCCUAUAAUAAAAGGGGAAAAAAAAGGAAUUAAUGACAAUAUUUUUAAAGAAAAUUUCAAUUAUUCUUAUACUUCUGUUUAUUUUCAAACUUUUUAAAGGUAUUGAACAUUUAUCCACCUAGUCAAGUUAAUAGUCAUCAUAUUUUUCAAUGUUUCAUGGGUCCCCCGUUUAUUUAUCUCUUUUUAUUUUCUUGUAUUUUAUCAUUGUUAUACACAUCUAAAAGCAUCUUAUUGAAUCUCAUCAUUCCGUGUGUUAUCAUUAAUUUCUUGCUUCAAGCCUAUUUGUCAUCUAAAUCAUUUGUAAACAUUGUGUCAAACUUACCACUACCACAACCACCACCAAUAAUUGUGUGCCAUUAGGACUUUCAUGCAUUUGUGUGUGUGUGUGUGUGUUGUCUGCAUUACGCUGUUCACCUUUUCUUUGUCAAUUUAAAGCUUCAUAUAUAUAAGUAUUCCCUUGCAUAUUUUCAACUGAUUUUACUAAUCAUGUCUUGUUAUGUUAGGUAGUAGUAGUAGCAGUAGUAUGUAGGUAGAUAUGUGACAAAUCGUCAUCUUUCUGCGUUAGGUAAUCGUUUUUUUUUUCAAAAAAAAUGUUUCCCGGUUUAGUUACUUGUUUUUAUUAAAUUUAUUUAUUAUUCAGACAAACUGUAGGGUGUUUGUCAUCCUUCUUCGCCCUUUUUUUAAUCUCUCUCUCUUUCUCUCUCAAUAUUGAAUAGGCUUUAAUCUCGAAUUAAAUAAACUAAUGUAAAACUUUUACACUUCUCCACUCUGAAGUUUUAUUCUUUUGAUGUUUUCUAUCGGAUAGAUAGUUGAUAGGUCUGUCUGUCCGGUGGGUAGUUUUUCAUGUUAUCAUCAUCAUCAUUACCACUGUCUUCUGAUCUUUGUCAAUUCUAUAAGCGAUAGAAAAUGACUGCAUUAUGUUUUAUUCUUUGGGAUUCACUUCAUCAACAUACCUAUAUUGAUCUGUGUUUGUGUGGGCUUCAAAAGGGGUACUCGUUUUCUUUAACCCUAUUGACUACAUUGGAUUUUAGUGUUUCUGGUUUCCUCUCCUCUUCAUUCGCUUUGAUAUCUUGCUUAUUACAUGAUUUUAUUGUAUGUAAAACACUUUUCUCCGCACUAUAUUACAUCUUCAAUAAAGAAUGAUGAUAGGGGGUGUAUAAUGAUUAUUUAUGCAUAUUCUUCAUCUGGCUUCCUUUACCUCGAUUCAUAUUUUUUUGUCCAAUGCUUAUCAUCAUAUGCAGUUGUGUGUGUGAUUAGGAGUCAUUUGAAUAAGAAGUUUCAAAGAGUCUUGCUUAUUCCUCUUUCUUUCCUUUUUUUUUAAUCCCCCCCAUCCCCAUUUUAUUGCUAUUAGUAAUUUCUUAGUGUGUAAAAACAAAAAGGCGAUGAUUAUUGUUCUCCUUUCUGUCGUUGAUGUUGCCUGAUAUUGUUUUUUUUCUCUGUUCCGAUUUAUCAUUCUGUUUAUUUACUCUUGCAAUUAUGCAUAUUCAUAUAUACAUACAUUAAAAAAAUUACUUACUAAAAAUUGCUAAUUUUCUCAAUCGUCAACAUUAUCAUCGCCUACAGGUGGCUAGUGUUUGUUUGUUAUUCUAAGUGAUCUGUCUACGCCGAAUAGGUGAGACUUCUCAAGCGAUAAUUGGAGAGAGGGGCAUAUGUAGCUCAAUAUGUGCAAACUUCCAGUUGCCUAUAAAUGAUAAUAUAGAUAUAACUGACGCCCUUACUGGGAGGUCUGUUUCACCCUUUAGUAAUAACAGAAACAGUUUAUUCAAUUCAUUGGGCAUUGCUGAUAAAAAUGGAUAUAAGUAGUACGUGUUGAGGGCGGCAGAAAUCAUAGGGAAUUACCAGCAGUGGGCAAGGAUUCUGCUCAGAGAAACGCAAGAGACAAUACGGGCGUAUGAAGAACAAAUCAAGAGAGAAGCAAAUGACUGUCUUAGUGCAAAGUGUACCAAUAUUUAACGACUACUGUACCGCAUGUUAAUAAUGAACAUUUUUUUCCCUC